AUGUUGACGUUAACGAAUAUAAUAUUUAUUACAAUUUCUAUAAUAUUUUUACCAAAAUGUAUUGCAGUAGAUUACUGUGGCACCAAUUAUUGCAAUAGCAGUAAGCAACAUACAUUGUGCAAAUAUAAAGGACAAGCCAGCCAUUGUACAGCUUAUGAAAAAACAAUUUUGACCGCAAAUGAUAGACAAAUCAUUCUGGAUAAAAUAAACAGUCGACGUAAUAAAGUCGCCGCCGGUGAAAUCCGAUCUCUUCCACCUGCUGAAAGUAUGCUAAAGAUGGAAUGGAACAAAGAGUUAGAAAUUUCAGCGCAAAGGUGGGCGGACCAGUGUGUAAAACACAGGGUACCUGACAUUCAAGAUACUUGUCGAGAUUUAGGAAAAUUAACAGUUGGUCAAAAUAUUGCUACGAUACACGGUGAAUCUUCCGGACUAGUACCCUUUGCCCUGGUCGACGUGUGGUACAUGGAAUUGCUGAACAUCAAUUCUUCGAUAAUGUUACGAUAUAAACCGUCUGAAACCAGUAAUUCCCAUUAUGAUUAUUUUACACAACUUGUUUGGGAGGAGUCAAAUCAAGUCGGCUGUGGCGGAGUUAAAUUUAAAGAACGCCUUGACGAUGCAAAUAAAAAAUAUAGAACGAUUUAUAGAUUGGUAUGCAAUUUUGCCCCCGCCGGCAAUAUUCGAAACAGAUCUGUUUAUUCGAGUGGUGUACCUUGCUCUAGAUGUCCUAUUGAUGGCUCUUGUGAUUCGGUAUAUGAAGCACUGUGUCUUCAAAACUCUAUAACGAUAAAUGAUGCACAAGAAGAAAAUAGCGCUAUUUCCUAUCGAUCCGACGAUGUGACUGAAAAUACUACCACAAAUGUUUUUCCGGCCGUUACAGAAACUAUUACUGAAGAUGUGAUAUCUACGUCAACUGAAAGCAUACAGUUUAUUUCUGAUGUCACAUUAGGAAGAGAAAUCUUUACACCAUUCGAUUACUUUUCUCAUUUAUUUGAUUAUACGAAGCAAUUGAUAACUUCACGUACUAAUACAAGUUCAUGCAAAAAUAUUAUGGCUGUAGACAACUUCGUAGAAUUACUGAAGAAAAAGUUAAUAAACGAUCCUCUGAUAAAAGACCUACUAUCCACAUCAAAAUCACAUACGAUUAGUAAUUCUGAAGCCUCAUUUGAUGAUGUCGGUGUGGCAGCUUUCAUUGACGGAGUGUACAGUAAAAAAGAGCUGCCUACAACAUCAAAACCAAUGACGAGUGAAUUCGUAAAUUCUACAUUUUUAGUCGAUUUGAUUGAAGCUGUGAUAUUCAGAAGUGGUGACAAAAUGCCGAUAUCUGAGAAAAGCAGUCCAAAUACUCCACCUUUGUCUUCAGUUCAACGUGUUAUGGUUCAGGCAGAACUUGCAGAAGUUAAACAAAAUAACGAGUUCACUGGGCAUUACUUUUUUCCUGAAGAUGAGGAAGAGAGUAACACUGAAAGCAUAGAAAGCAUAGAAACCUACUAUGAUGAUAUAAAUUUGCCUGUGUCAGACUUGGUCCUAGAAGAUUUAAAAAUAAGCACAGUUACCAACGAUUUUUUAGACGAUAUUUUAGAUUCUGAUACCUCCAUUGAAAGUACGACUGCAAUCGCUAUGUUGUCCCCGGAUAGUAUAAAUUUGUAUAAAAGCGGGCAUGGCGUUAUGAAAAAGUUUUUGCAAAAUAUUAACCAGAAUACUAACUCAAAAUGA
Helicoverpa zea (corn earworm) is the source of this 1713-nucleotide messenger RNA. RefSeq lists its product as uncharacterized. The transcript has 8 exons. The coding region runs from base 1 to 1713 and encodes 570 amino acids. Lineage: Eukaryota; Metazoa; Arthropoda; Insecta; Lepidoptera; Noctuidae. The record is from RefSeq and is a predicted model, not a curated record.